AUGGACGAUUGGAAGGAAUUCGUAAAGGUGACAGAACGUGACGGGGAGCUUUUAGCUGAAAUAUGUGAAAUGUUUCAGUCUGACGUUGUUCACAUCCGAGGAGUACUAGCCGAGCUGCCGAGGAAUGGGCAACGAAAUCGACUAGAGCCCACACAGGAAGAAGAAAAAAUGGAAACAGAUGGUGAGUCAAGAACUACGUUCGGAAGGGAUCACGAAUCAUUGAGAACUGAAGGUAUUCAGGGAGCAGCGAGAAAUCGGAGAUCGCAGAUUGGAGCGCCUUACGGGCAAGUUUGGAGGCCGCGUUCGGAGGGAUCGGAAGAAGCAAUAGGAACAUCAGGUCAGAACCUUGUAAAUAUCAUGGCAUUAAUUCAAGCUAAUGCUUGUGUGAGCCCAGGGGUAUUCAAGGGAAGUAGUCACGAGAAUUUCGAAGAAUUUAUUCGAAGAUUCAGUAGGAAGUAUAGAACAGUGAUAUUCGAUGACAAGACAUUACUAGACAUAAUGGUAGAUGAUCAUCUGGAAGGUAGGGCCAAGUCGGUGUUUUUGUCAUUACCAACUAGUGUGAGAGAACAGGGUUUUGAUGCAGUAGUGAGAGAACUGAGAAAAUUGCUGGCAAAUGAUUCAACGGCGGGCCGAUUGAGGGCACUGACCGAACUGAGGUGCCUUAAGCGAAGGUGGGGGCAGUCCGUGUCAGACUUCUGUGUCGUUCUCGAGAAAUUGGGGAGGCAAGCGAAUCCUGCUUGUAGCAUAAGGGAAAGGUCUCUCGAGUACGCACAGAUACUGCUGGACAAUUUGACGGAUUGGCCAGAACAUGUCCACCUACUAAGCACACUCCACCGGGUAGACCCUACAGAGGCGUAUGAUGCAGUCAAGGAGUUGGCCUUAACCAUUGAACAGUCAAGGUGCAUGUUGGCCCCGAGUGGAAAUACCCGCAAAGAUGGAUGGAAGAGAAGGUCAGCGGCGUACCAUCAGGAAGAAAGAAGACGGGAUCCCGAGUCAGGAGGGCUCAGGGAUGUAGUGAGUAGCGAGGUGAAGCCAAGAAGUGGUUUCAGAGAAGGGAUUAGCCGAGGGGAGGCAAGAUAUUCCACAACUCACGAGGAGGUUAGAAUGAGCGAUACGAAUGGAGCGCCUGUGAGAGAACAAGGGAGAUAUACCAGGGGACACGGUGAGCAAAGGAGGUGUUACAAUUGUCAAAAGGUCGGACACAUAGGUAGGGAUUGUCCACUAAAGAGACCCCAAGUCAAUCAAAUCGCGGAUGAAACCGCAAAACGGAGUACGUCACCCCAGGAGUCAGCUACAAAGAAAGAGACGACGCAACGUCGUCGGGUAUCAUCGAUUAUUAGUGGUGCAAGGAGUCUAGGAGUGAAAUGUGGUUCAUUUGGCAAGGAGGAGACGCCACUAGUAGGGAAAUCAAUGACGGUUGAGACUAGGUUACUGAACAUGAGAGUCCCAGCAAUAUUAGAUACGGGCUCAAUGAUAAGCAUCAUCCCAGUGAGCAUACUGGCAAAGGCACAAAAAGCAGGUUAUAAUGUGGAUAGCUUGGAGGUGAUCUCUGAUGACUCAAUCAUUCCGGUGUUCGAUGCGUCGCGUAACCGCAUGGCCUUUUUGGGUGCGGUCAAAAUAGCGGUAGAGCUGGAGUCAGGCAAUAAGGUGGAGGUAGCCUUCCACAUUGUAGAUGAUAAGGAGGCUGAAAUACUCCUUGGCACAAAUGCUCUGGGGAAGUUGGGGGUCCAGGUGCUGUUGCCACCUCAGGAUCCUAUGAUCGAAAGAGAUGCGGAGAAGGUCGUGGUGGCUAGGCGAAUGUACAUACCCCCCGUAUGGAAAGGCACUGGUCUCAGCACGUUACGAGGGAGAUAUUGA
This is a messenger RNA of Ostertagia ostertagi, 1857 nucleotides long. The record is from the annotation of a GenBank genome assembly. NCBI's taxonomy places the organism in Eukaryota, Metazoa, Nematoda, Chromadorea, Rhabditida, Trichostrongylidae.